AUCUCUCCCUUUUUUCUCUCGGAAUAGGAGGAGAGAGAACUGGGUUUGGGAGAAGCCGCCAUUAUUGGGAGCAGGGGGAAAAAAACACACUUGCACACACGUACACGCAGUCUCAAGUCUAACGCGCGUAUUUGAGAUAAAACAUUUAAAGGUGGAAUUGUUCACCGACGAAACAAUUGCACCUAAAUUUUGAAUCAAGUGCCGUGAAUGUAUGCGGGCAACUAUGCAUAUUAUGAGUACAACAAAGGAAAUAAUUGGUCAAAAAACAACGUGGUGAGCCCAGAGGAAGACUGUGAAACAAGCCGUUUUAACGCCCCCUCCUUUCUUACAGGAAAAAAAUCCAGUGGACGAGCCAUUUGAGGUCCUGAAGGAUUUUUUUGUGUUGUUUUUUUGUUUUGUUUAAACGCUACGAAGAGGAACAAGAAGCAAAAAUGGUACUCAAAACUUCACUCUCAUGAAAAAUGGAGACUUAAUAGAAAAACAUAAUCUUAUCAAUCAUCCGAACGAAAAAAGGAAAUACAGAUUAUCGUGUGACUGUUGGAGGUGUAUUAUUUUUUCUUCAUCUCUUUAUUAAUUUAUUUAUCGAGCCGGUCGGGGCUGCUGCCUGUGCGAGAGAACAGCAGAGAAAGGACAGAGCGAAGAGGCAGAGAAAGGAGGGUAAUGCUAUGGGACAGAUCUGGACUGGACAGCUCUGAGACCAUCCUCUGCUUCUGCUGCACAGAGACGCUGCCGGGGGAAAGAGAUGGGUCGGGCUAGCGUGGUCUCCUGCCCUUUCGCCUGAUCCCUGUCAGCACACCCCCUUCCCACGUCCCCCCUCCCCCUCCAUUUCCCCUCCUUCCUCACCCUCCCUUCUUCCAUUGGACACAAGCGCCGAGCUGCAGAAAUGGACUGAAAAAUGAACAUUCUGGAUAUUGCCGAGAACGUGUGAAAGCGAAGGAAAAAACGGCUCCAGCAGUAACUUUAACACAAAAACAAUAAAAAAAGACACAAAACUAAGUGAACUGAAGAUAAGCCAAAAAAUAAAAAACAAAAACAUAUUUUUUUGCGAGCAUUAGAGAGGGUUGCAUGGAAACGUGCCCAGGCAGACUCCUCUCCCGAGCUUCCAGGCACAGCAGGAUGAGUUCCCGCGUGCGAUAAUGAUGGCGAAAAAACAAGAUGCCCGGGCUCCCACCUACAACCUGGUUGUGGUGGGUCUGUCCGGGACGGAGAAAGAAAAGGGGCAGUGCGGGGUGGGCAAGUCCUGCCUCUGCAACCGCUUCGUCCGCCCGAGCGCCGAUGACUUCUACCUGGACCACACCUCCGUGCUGAGCACUAGCGACUUCGGGGGCCGGGUGGUCAACAACGACCACUUCCUGUUCUGGGGGGAGGCCACGCGGGCACUGGAGGAAGGGCCCGAGUGCCGGAUGCACGUGGUGGAGCAGACCGAGUUCAUCGACGACCAGACCUUCCAGCCGCACCGCAGUACUGCCCUCCAACCCUACAUCAAGAGGGCGGCCUCUACCAAGCUGGCCUCCGCUGAGAAGCUCAUGUACUUCUGCACAGACCAGCUGGGCCUGGAGCAGGACUUUGAGCAGAAGCAGAUGCCCGAGGGGAAGCUGAUGGUGGACGGCUUCCUGCUCUGCGUGGAUGUCAGCCGGGGCAUGAACCGAAACUUUGAUGACCAGAUGAAGUUCGUCACCAACCUCUACAAUCAGCUGGCCAAGACCAAGAAGCCGGUGGUCCUGGUGCUCACCAAGUGCGAUGAGGGUGUGGAGCGCUACAUCAAGGACUCCCAUACCUUCGCCCUGGCCAAGAAGAAUCUGCAGGUGGUGGAGACCUCUGCUCGCUCCAACGUCAACGUGGACCUGGCCUUCCUCACCCUGGUACAGCUCAUCGACAAGAGUCGGGGCAAGCCCAAGAUCAUCCCCUACUUCGAGGCGCUGAAGCAGCAGAGUCAGCAGAUCGCCUCCGCUAAGGACCACUACGAGUGGCUGGUCAGCCGCAUUGUCAGGAACCACAAUGAGACGUGGCUGAACAUUAGCCGCCGCAUGCAGGCUUCCGCUGAGUACAAGGAGUACGUCUUCCUGGAGGGCACGACAAAGGCCAAGAAAUUGUUCCAGCAGCAUGUUCACCGGCUGAAACAGGAGCACAUAGAGAGGAGGCGGAAGCUCUACCUGGGCACCCUGCCCCAGGCCCUUAGCUCAUUGGUGCCUGACCUGGAGGAGAUUGACCACCUGAGUUGGUCUGGGGUGCAGAAAGUUCUUGAAAAUAAGCGGGACUUCAGCAGCUGGUUCGUUGUUCUGGAGGACACGCCCUGGGAGACCACGCCCCACAUCGACAACAUGGAGGACGAUCGCAUUCCCCAGGACCUGUUGGAGACGGAGGCGGCAGAGAUAGUCUACGAUGCCCACCUGGAGCAGCUGCGCAAUGAGCGCACUCGGGCAGAGAUGCGCUGGGAGUUCAAGGAGAAGCUGGGCGCCUCGCCCUUCGUCACGCCCGGUAAGCCCUGGGAGGAAGCGCGGAGCUUCAUCAUGAACGAGGACUUCUACCAGUGGCUGGAAGAGCCGGAAUACCUUGAUAUCUACAACAGACACCAGAAGGAGAUCAUCGACCGGGCCAAGGAGGAUUUCCAGGAGCUCCUGCUGGAGUACUCUGAGCUGUUCUAUGAGCUUGAGGUGGAUGCCAAGCCCAGCAAGGAGAAGAUGGGUGCCAUUCAGGAGGUGCUGGGCGAGGAGCAGAGGUUCAAGGCCCUGCAGAAGCUCCAGGCGGAGAGGGAUGCCCUGGUGCUCAAGCACAUCCACUUUGUCUACCACCCCACCAAGGACACGUGCCCUAGCAGCCCACAGUGUGUGGACAGCAAGAUCGAGCAGACCCUGGCCUCCCGAUUCCCGACCCGGUACCCAUGUUUUGAUGGGAGCCAGAAGCCUGGCGAGGGCAGGGCAGAUCGGAUCAACCUGGUGAUUCUGGGGAAAGACGGCCUGUCUCGGGAGCUGGCUAACGAGAUCCGAGCACUGUGCACAAACGACGACAGGUACGUGCUAGACGGGAAGAUGUACGAGCUGGCACUGCGGCCCAUCGAGGGGAACGUGCGCCUGCCAGUCAACUCCUUCCACACACCCACAUUCUCCCCGCACGGCUGCCUUUGCCUAUAUAACUCCAAGGAGUCCCUGUCAUAUGUAAUGGAGAGCAUUGAAAAAGUCCGGGAGUCUACCUUAGGCCGCCGGGACAACCACCUGGUCCAGCUCCCCAUGUCCCUCCUCCUGGUCACAAAGCGGGGCGUCGGGUCGGUGGGAGACAUCGGCGGGGAGACGGCCCACAGCCUGAUCGUCCAGGGUCAGCAGGUGGCCAGCAAGUUGCAGUGCAGCUUCCUGGACCCGGCCUCGCCCGGCGUGGGCUACGGGCGCAAUGUGAACGAGAAGCAGAUCAACCAGGUGCUGAAGGGGCUCCUGGACUCUCGGAGGAGCCUGGGAAGCAGCUCCCCACCCUUACCCCCUCCGCCCCCCGGCUUCAGAGACUCGCACCACCAGCAGAGCCCCGAGGCCGACCUGCGCGUGGUCAUGUGCCUGAUGUGUGGUGACUCCUACGACGUCGACCAGCUCCUCGCGCCCUUCCUGCAGCAGCAGCACUGCCGGCCCACGUCCAGCCUGACGAGCGGCACCUCGGUGCUGCUGGAGCUGACGGUGGGCGGCCAGCGGCAGAGCAUCGAGCUCUCGCUGCUCUCCUACCACUCUUCGUUCUCCCUGCGCAAGAGCCGGCUGGUCCACGGCUACAUCGCCGUGUAUUCGGCCCGCCGGCGCGCCUCCCUGGAGACGCUCUGCGCGUUCCUGUGCGAGGUGCAGGACAUCAUCCCUGUGCAGCUGCUGGCGGUGACCGAGAGCCAGACGGAGCUGGCGGACUGCGAGAGCUCCCGAGAGCAGUUUAACCAGGGGGAAGAUCUGGCGCGCGAGAUCGAGGCCCGGCUGACCACCGUUGUGUGCGGGCCCAGUGGGGUGGUUGGCGGCCUGCACCGGAUAGACAUCCUGCAGCCCUUCCUGAAAGAUGUGGUGGAGAAGCGCACCAUCGUGGAGGCCACGCACAUGUAUGACAACGUGGCGGAGGCCUGCAGCACCAACGAAAGCGUCCAUUCGCCCCGUUGUGGCUCCCCGAGUCCCAUCACCACCCAGGUGGAUUCGGAGGAUGACGUUGAGCCCUCGCCCCCGUAUCCUCCGCACGAUGGCUCCCACGGUUUCAAGCUGCCCGACCUGGACGCCAGCGACCCCUUCUCGGUCAUCACUGACAUCAGCACCUUCGAGAGCAGGCUCAACAACAAGGUGCCACCCCAGGUGCGGCCGAAGCCCACCGUCACCUUUGACUUCCGUAAGGUGAACCUCAGCCCUUACAUGGACUCGGGCGUCAACCGCCGCUCCUUGCCCUCGGCCGUCACGUGGGCGCCCGGCGGGGACGCCGGCUACGACCCCUCCGACUACGCCGAGCCCAUGGACGCCGUGGCCAAGCCCCGCCCCAGCGAAGAAGAGAACAUAUACUCCGUGCCGCACGACAGCACGCAGGGCAAGAUCAUCACCAUCCGCAACGCCAACAAGCCGCACUCCAACGGCGGAGGCAACGGCUCGGACAGCGAGGCGGACAGCAGCUCCCUGGAGCGCCGGCGCAAGCUGUCCGCGCUGGGGCUGAAGCCCCGGCUGUACCGCGACCGGUCCAAGCGUCUGGGCAAGUUCAGCAGCUUCCGCACCAGCUUCUCCAUCGGCAGCGACGACGAGCUGGUGGGCCCGCCCAAGGCCAAGGAGGACGAGGGCGGCGCGCACAAGGGGGACAACUCCCUCAACGAGGAGGGCGAGGACCCCAAGAGGAGGAACAUCCUCAGGAGCCUGCGCCGCACGGGGAAGAAAACGCGUCCGAAGCCCCGCCACUCCAUCUCCAAGCCUCUGGAGAGCAACUAUUUCGGGAUCCCCCUGGUCAGCGUGGUGUCCCCCGAGAGACCCAUUCCCGUCUUCAUCGACAAGUGCAUCCGCUACAUCGAGCUUACAGGUUUGACGACAGAGGGGAUCUAUCGCGUGAGCGGGAACAAGGCCGAGAUGGAGAGCAUGCAGAGGCAGUUUGACCAGGAUCACAACCUGGACCUGAUGGAGAAGGACUUCACUGUGAACACGGUGGCGGGUGCCAUGAAGAGCUUCUUCUCCGAGCUCCCUGACCCACUGGUGCCCUACGUCAUGCAGGUCGAGCUGGUGGAGGCUCACAAGAUUAACGACAGGGAGCAGAAGAUGCAGACCAUGAAGGAGGUGCUACGGAAGUUUCCGCGUGAGAACUACGACGUCUUCAAAUACGUCAUCGGCCAUCUCCACAAGGUGAGCCAGAAUAACCGGGUGAACCUGAUGACCUGUGAGAACCUGUCCAUCUGCUUCUGGCCCACGCUGAUGCGGCCGGACUUCACCACCAUGGACGCCCUGACCGCCACCCGCACCUACCAGACAAUCAUCGAGUGCUUCAUCCACCAGUGCGCGUACUUCUUCUACAAUCAGCCCCUCGUCGACACGCCCAGCGGCAUCUCCGGACUGUCCGGACUGUCCUGCCUGCCCGCCUCCCCCACCACCCUGUCCGGAGGCUCCGCCUACUCCUGCUACACCUCCCCGGCCGCCGCCUCCUCCCCCUACACCCCCCUGCAGCAAUCCCCGCCCCACUCCCCGCCCGCCACCCCCCAAUCCCCCCUGCAGGCCCUGCUCCCCUCGCUCCACCCCCACCACACCCCCACUGAACCACAGACGCUGUGAGAGAGAGAGGGAGGGAGAGACAGAGAGUGAGUGAGGGAGGUAGAGAGAGAGAGAUAGAGAUAGAGGGAGAAAGUAAGUGUGAAGGAAAAGGGAAGAGGGAUGAUUUUGUUUGCCGCAAUGCUGGACUUUACUCUUGAAUGCAGACACUUUUUUUUUCCCCCUGCUAGAGGGGGAGAGAGGGAGAGGGAGAAGAGGAGAGGGAAGAGGAGAAGUGCAGGGGAGGAGAGAGGAGAGGAAGAGGGGAGGAAGAGAGAGGAGAGCAGAGGAACACUGAAACUCCUUAUUUGUCUUCCCGGAGCCCCUCCUCUUGCGCUCUCUCUGGUUUCUGUGUCUCCCUCGCUGCUUUCCUGUCCCCUAGCCCUCCUGCCUUAGAAACAACACACCCCCCACCACACACACACACACACACCCACACACACCUCACACACACAC
This is a messenger RNA of Conger conger (European conger), 6176 nucleotides long. It is a transcript of the gene arhgap35a, whose product is annotated as Rho GTPase activating protein 35a. The transcript is spliced from 7 exons. Gene Ontology annotation, molecular function: GTP binding; GTPase activity. The record is from RefSeq and is a predicted model, not a curated record. Lineage: Eukaryota; Metazoa; Chordata; Actinopteri; Anguilliformes; Congridae. Gene Ontology annotation, biological process: signal transduction. Bases 1137 to 5744 code for a protein of 1535 amino acids.